This is a messenger RNA of Acaulospora colombiana, 1197 nucleotides long. NCBI's taxonomy places the organism in Eukaryota, Fungi, Glomeromycota, Glomeromycetes, Diversisporales, Acaulosporaceae. The record is from the annotation of a GenBank genome assembly.
AUGCAACAAAACAAGCCAUUGGUUUACGGUCUUAAUUUAAAUUCCAAAAGAUCCUCUGGCCAAUUAACAAAACCGAAGAGGGCAGCGAUUUUCACAGAAGACGAUAAUCAGGAUUCUAACGAUCCUAUUGAAAACACUAAAUCUAACUCAAGAUCUUACACAAGAACCGUUAAUGCACAGAUAUUGUCUUCAAGUUCUAUAAGUCAGUCGGUUCGAGAACAAUAUAAAGAAGCGUUAGAAGAGGAUCCCACGGUUUUUGCAUACGAUGAAGUAUACGAUGAUAUGAAAAGUGUUGAAAGAAAUAGAUUGGAAGAGAUCAAAGGAAAGAAUGAGAGAUCUAAAAAGCCAAAAUAUGUUGAUAGUUUAUUAAAAGCCGCAGAAAUUCGACAGCGGGAUUAUAUUCGAGCUCAAGAACGCAAGGUACAAAAAGAACGAGAGGCUGAAGGUGAUGAAUUCGAAGGAAAAGAAACUUUUGUAACUUUGGCAUAUAAAGCACAACAGGAAGAAUUGAAAAAAGCCGAGGAAGAAGAUAGACUUCGAGGUGAGAAAAAAAGGAUUGCUUACAAUUUUGAAUUGGUCUAUCGGAUGCAACAUUUACACUUGCAAAUGUUUAUAGAAACGGAAGAUGCAGCUGGUGCGAAAGAUAUGACGCCAUUUUAUAGAAAAUUGUUAGAGCAAACUAGUUUAUCAAAAACCGCUGCCAUUGAAGCAAGUCGUUCAUCCUCAAAAAGAUCGGCAUCAGAAAUCGACCGGGACGAUUCUAAUAGUCAACAGCCGAAAACUGAUAAAGAACUUGCGGAUCAAGCCAGAGCAUCUGGUAAAAUAGUAAUAUUAAACGAUGAUGAGCAAAUAGUGGAUAAGAGACAACUUUUAUCUGCUGGAUUAAACGUCACGAAAAAAAAGGGUUCAAUGUCGCGGUCAUCAGGAAAAGAUAAUUCAUCAUACAAUAGGUCUUAUAAAUAUCGUGAUGGCGGAAGAUAUGAUGAUAAAUACGACUCUAAGAAUAGUGAAGAAAGGCGUCGUCGUGAAAGACAAAGUCAAGAAUUAGAGAGACAGAUUAUAGAAACUCAACAAAAAAAUUUGGAGGAAGAGAGGCGCAAAGAAAUGGAAUUAUUAAGUAAAUUGUCAAGAAAGAAUGAUGAAAAAGCAAUUUCAGAUGCAAAAGCCAGAUACCUAGCUAGGAAAAAGAAAGAAUAG